UGCGCAGCUGUUUCUGGAUUUAUGCGUAUCGCCCCGGAUUUAUGCAAAUUCUGUGAGAAAACCUGAUUCGCCAAUUGUUUUGUUAUUUAUUAUGCACUAAAGGGGAAGACGUAUAUUCGAUUUGGUUAAUGUAGUGUAGAAGGAGGUUUUGUAAUAGUCUUUUAAAAAAAUCUUCUGUGAUAUUUUAUGGCGGACGAGAAGGUAGCUGAAGAAUCAAAAGGUGAUUCGAAUGCCGUCAACGUGUUCACGCAUUCCUCAACAGGUUUUCCAGGUGCUUGGUCGGAGGAGGAGAUAUCUAUGCUACUGGAUUGUUGGCAAGAGGCGGUAGAAGCAACUCGCUCGCCUUCGCGACGUUUCGACGUCGCACAAAAGGUGAUGGUGCGACUGCGACGUAAAGGACUCAGAGUGGAAAGGGAUGUCAUUCGCAAGCAAAUGAAUACGUUACGUACAGAGUACAAAACGUAUCAAGGCCUUUUAAAAAUUGGAAUUCCAACUGUUCGAGCAAGCUGCGUGAAUCAGUUGGAAAAGAUUCUAGACAGGACAACUGCACAAGCAUCCAACAGACGUCGAGAUUCUGCAGAAACCAAUAACCAUAUAGAUGCUGUAUCUGAAGAUUCUGACCACUCCCAUCGACUGUCUACCUCUUUCGGCGACGAAGGUGGUUUGAGUCAAAAUGAAACCCAAUCUCAACCUGAAAUGAGCUUAUCUCAGACGGCUGACGAGGUUGUGAAUCAAUCGAGACGAGUGCGCUUCCAGAGGCGUGUCAAUAUCGCCAGGUCAGUCAGAACGGUUCUGUAUCAACAGCAGACGUUGAUCGACCAAGUGCAAAAACUUUCCAAACGCGUGGAAGAGAUUAAUGACACGCUGCAUAAAAUAGUAGAGAAGCAAGAUGAGAAGAACGAAGGAAGCAAUUGAAGAUUCAGCGACUACUUGAUUCCAUAAGGGAAAACCUCGUUUGUUUUGUCAGUAAUGUUUAUGAAUAUCAAUGUGGUCCAAAGGUUUUGCUGUAAUAGUUUGAGAACAGCUGUAAGAACAGUGAAACGUUGAAUAAAAGUUGGAAGUUUUUCAA
Stegodyphus dumicola is the source of this 1069-nucleotide messenger RNA. RefSeq lists its product as uncharacterized. Lineage: Eukaryota; Metazoa; Arthropoda; Arachnida; Araneae; Eresidae. The record is from RefSeq and is a predicted model, not a curated record.